UUUUCCUUCGUUGUUGCUAAUUUGCAGCCCUGUGAUUGCGCGUCUGUGUUCCUGCAAUGCUUGCGAUUUUUGUUUUUUGGUCUGGAUUGUUUCCAGGAAAUUAUGCUUUGUUUGAGGCUUUUACGUCGGUUUUAUUUUUGAACUUUGAACAGUAGUACUAGUGAGAAGUGCGCUGCGAGCUCCCUGUUCAAUCCGCUCCAUCUGAAAAUUUCACUGUUUAUUCUUAUUUCCAGUUUCUGACUUUUUUUUUCCCGUUCACCGGUCUUCUUCUUUUUUUGCCCUCCCGGACUUUGCGCUUCGUGUUUCCUUGUCUUGUUUGGGCCAAAGAAACUACUAGUACUAUUAUGAUCAAUGGGCAGUGAAAUCAAAUCGCGCGGUGUCGGUUCGGCAACGCACUGUCGCGCUUGCGAGGGUGGAAUCACCGCGUCGUGCUCGCCCUGUUCGGGCGCUUCCCUUGUCCUUGCCGUUCUCGCGCUCCGUCUUUACCCCCUCCUCGACGAGUUCUUCUUCCCCCCGAACAUUCAAUCCCAUCCGAUGGAACACAUGGUACAGAUUUAACCCGUGAAAGAAUCCGGCAAGUACGGCCAGCUUCACUUCAUCCGGUGGGGGUGGAAUGAUUGAUAGAAGUAGCGGCCGGGGAGUAGUAGUACAGCGCUGCCACUGCGAGAUUAGUAAAAGGAGAUGGUAGAAAAAGGACAACCCCACUUGAGCCCGCAAGGACGAGGGAUUUAUUAGUAGUAGUGAGUAGGCUGAAGUAUAGCGCAUCUGGUGGCUCAAGCCCAAAUCUGCCCAGCAAAUACCGCCAUUAAUGGGCGUAUCAUGAUGCUUAGAGAGUGGUACUGGUACUAGUAGUAGCUCUCCGCUUUUACUCCGGCUCACGCGCGCGUCCUCGAUACGACGACUCCUACUGCUAGCAGAUGGGACGGAAUGACUGAUGAUGAGGAGCAGCAGUGCAGCACAGUAAGAAACCAAUGGAUCCUUCUUCCUUGACACGGGGCAAGGCGAGCAGCAGUAGGUGUCCGGUCAUCUCGGCGGAGGCUUCCGUUCCGUCCGGCCUAACCCUCCGGAUGGGCUUAAAUAAACAUUCGCUGUCCCACGCCGGCGAUUUACUCUCGCGGGCGUCUUAGGUGGCAGCCUUAACUGACUCUCUCUUCGCCGAGCGACAGUGGCGCGCGAUUGCCGUAUCGCGUCAAGCUCUACAGCCUGGUGAUGCUGCAUGCUGCGGCCAUGCGCGCGGUGAUGGUCCACGGCGUGGAUAGAGAGAUACUGGCCGCCUUAAUUAAGCCGCUCUGUGCGUGUGUGUGUCAUGAGUGCGAGAAGUACAUGGCACGGCGAUUACUUCCCGCGUUCGACGUUCUGGCAUGACGGUGAUCGGAUCCGGUCCGGUGGUCUGCGCUGUGCGCCGCCAACUUGGUCGCUCGUGGGGGCCGCCGCCGCCGCGUGUGCUGACUGUAGUAUUAGUACCCUUUGUUCUUGCUUCAAAGGUUGGAUUUCUUAUGACGGAAUUAGUAGUGGCCUGGGCUUGUCCUAUCCUAUACUACUGUUCUAGGUCUAUUGUAACAGAAACCUCUGCUUCUGGAUCAUCGGGUGUGUGUACACGUCGCCAGUGGAUGGAAUGUAUGACUAUGGAGCCGUGAGAUACAUUGUGCCUGAUGGAUCGUCGCAGCUGGCCAUGGAAGAAGAAAUCAUCUGACAAAUCAUCUAGCGCAGAUGCUUCUCAAAAUUCCAAUCAAGCUGAGCAGGAUGACAAAGCUCCAAAAUAUGUGCAGAUUUCACCAGAAACAUAUGCACACCUUACUGAAUCAGAAGAACAAGUGAAAACCUUAAAUGAAAAGGUGAAGGCCUUGAAUGAGGACCUCUCUGCGGCACAGUCUGAGAUCACUACUAAAGAUGCCCUAGUGAAACAGCAUGCUAAAGUUGCUGAAGAAGCUGUAUCAGGUUGGGAGAAAGCUGAAGCGGAGGCCUCAGCACUGAAGCUUCAGCUAGAAACUGUUACAUUGGCUAAGCUAGCGGCUGAGGAAAGAGCUGCCCAUCUGGAUGGUGCUCUGAAAGAAUGCAUGAAGCAAGUAAGGACUGUGAAAGAAGAAGGUGAGCAGAAGCUACAUGAUGUAGUCUUUGCAAAAACCAAACAGUGGGAGAAGAUAAAGGCCGAGUUUGAAGCAAAGUUACUUGAGUUUGAACAGGAGCUCAUUAGGGCUGGUGCUGAGAAUGAUGCACUCUCAAGGUCACUCGAGGAACGGGGAGACCUUUUGAUGAAGAUUGAUGAGGAAAAGGCUCGAGCAGAGGCUGAAAUCGAAGUCUUGAAAAACACAAUUCAGUCAGGUGAAAGGGAAAUUAAUUCACUGAAAUAUGAAAUUCAUGUUGUUUCCAAAGAGCUUGAAAUCCGCAAUGAGGAAAAGAACAUGAGUGUGCGCUCAGCUGAUGUUGCAACUAAACAGCACAUGGAGGAUGUAAAGAAAAUAUCAAAACUGGAAGCUGAAUGCCAAAGAUUACGGGGUCUUGUUCGAAAGAAGUUACCAGGGCCUGCUGCAUUAGCUCAAAUGAAAAUGGAAGUGGAGAGCUUGGGCAGAGAUUAUGGAGAAAGCAGGUUGCGACGAUCGCCUGCAAAGAAUUCCAGCUUCCAUCGUCCUAUGUCCCCUAUGUCCCCUGUUCCUGAUUAUGCAUUUGAAAACUUACAGCACAUGCAGAAAGAGAAUGAGUUUCUGACUGCACGUUUGUUAUCCAUGGAAGAUGAAACCAAAAUGCUAAAAGAGGCCUUGGCCAAAAGGAAUAGUGAGCUGCAAACAUCAAGAAACAUGUAUGCUAAGACAGCAGGCAAACUCCGUGGCUUGGAAGUUCAAAUGUUGACUGGUAGCCAACGUAAGAGUACUUCGAAUCCCAACAUGGAUAUCCACUUUGAUGGUGCACUGAGUCAAAAUGGAAGCAACCCACCUAGUAUGACCUCCAUGUCUGAAGAUGGUGUUGAUGAUGAAGGAAGUUGCACUGAAUCUUGGGCCAAUGCUCUGGUCUCUGAGCUCUCACACAUCAAGAAAGAGAAAGGAGCUAAGAGCAGUGUGACAGAAGGCUCCAAUCGGUUGGAACUCAUGGAUGACUUCCUAGAGAUGGAGAAACUAGCCUGUUUGUCAUCUGAAGCAAAUGGACAUGUCAGUACUGUUGAAAAAAUGAAGAUUGAUGAUACGGAAGCUUCUUUGUCUGGUAUUACUGAAAGAGAUGGUGUUAAAGAUUCGCAGUCAGUUUUGGCAUUGCCAGGGACUCCAUCUAAUAAACUGCAGCUGUCUGACAGCUCUCCACUCUUGAAACUACAGUCUAGAAUAUCUUCCUUGCUUGAUUCUGAAUCACCACAGAACAAUGCUGGAAAUAUACUAGAUAGUAUCAGAAAUAUUCUAAAGGAUAUUGAAGAUGAGGCAGAUUCAUCAAAUGAUAGCAAGACUCAUCAUGGUGACAUGGUUGAAGUAGCUGACAAUGGAUCACUAAUGAAGCAUUCAAGCAGCGGGAGCAAGCAUGCUAUGGAUCAAGAACUAGUCAAUGCCAUUUUAAAGAUUCAAGACUUCGUUAAGUCACUUGACCAAGAAGUGUCCAAGUUCCAAGGGCAGUCUUCAGAUUGUGAUGGUUUAUGUGACAAAAUACAGCAGUUCUCUGCACUAGUAGAGAAAGCUCUAUCAAAUGAGAAUGUUCUAAAUGACAUUGUUAUGACGCUGUCUCUUAUCUUGUCAGGAACCAGUGAGAUUAAGUUCAUGAUGUUGAAAGAGAACACCAAAGAAGCUGACAAUAAUAAUUUGGAUUAUGUUGAUAAAGUGACUUUACUUGAAAAUAAAGUGCAGCUUGAGCCACUAAAGGACAGCAUUUCUGGUCCUUGCCUUCCUCGUUCAUCUUCUGAUCCGGAGAUUGAAGGUCCUACUGACUCUGGAUGUGAUGUCAAGACUGCUGUGCAGAUAUGCUCAUCAGAGGAAUUCGAGCAACUUAAAUCUGAGAAGUUGAAUUUGGAGGCAGAAUUAUCAAAGUGCAAUGAAGUUAUAGAAGAGACAAAAUUUAGGUUUAAGGAGUUGGAGAAGAGCCUUGAAGAGUUGACAUCCAAGUUGGUUGCCAGUGAGAAAUCAAACAGCUUGGCUGAGACACAGUUGAAGUGUAUGGCUGAAUCCUACAAGUCACUUGAGUCAAGGAAAGCUGAAUUAGAAAACGAAAUAAAAGUGCUGCAGUCCAAAAUAGAAGUUUUGACAGCUGAACUUGAUGAUGAAAGACAAAAUCAUCAGGAGGAUAUAACAAGAUAUAGAGAUCUCGAGGAGAAGAUUGAAAGGUAUGAGAACGAGAGGAAUUCAAUGUGUGUGGAUGAGGAUGCAGAUACCAAAGCAAAGCAGGAGAAAGAGAUCGCAGCUGCAGCAGAGAAACUUGCAGAAUGCCAGGAGACGAUAUUGAUUCUUGGUCGCCAACUACAAUCUAUGCGUCCUCCAGCAGAAUCAAUGGGUUCCUCGCCAAACCAGCGAAUGGAAGAUUUCCUGCAGGACGCGGCUGGAACAACCGAAGGUGUUGAAUACUCACAGAAGCCAACAGGUCAACUGGAUACAGAUCAGGAAAUGCAUGCAUCAGGAAAUGAAUCCCCAGUGAAUGGGUACAAGACACACAAUGCCCCCUCUGAAGCGGACGGAAGCCCUUUCCUUUCACCAAACGGAUCCAAGCGCCCAAAGCAUAGAUCGAGAUCAUCUUCCUCAAUUUCUAACCAAUUGCCCGAGAAACAAAACCGGGGUUUCAGUCGGUUCUUCGCCAAGGAAAAGAUCUAAAAAAAGCUGCUUGCAAGAUGCUAGCGUUGGCCUGCUGAUUCUUUACUGUGAAUGACGGGAUGAUGCAAGCCACGAGUUUUCUGUAGAGCUACUUGUGUAUUCUUCGAGGUGACGCCUUCAGUUGCUGGAAUAAUUCUUCUUCGCUCGAAGUCGAGCGGUUAAGGCCAGAUUUAUUUGUGAGAAUGUUUAGCCAUCCGUACCUCCGUCCCGCUAGAGUGUUCUGGGUUGCCGUGUGUUUGAAACCUCACUGAGACCUCACUGUACAUGUGCUUACUUGCAUGAAGAUAAUCGUUGUUGGUUUGUGUGUCAGUGUCACACACCUCUUGUGAAUUAACCUGUGUAGUUUGCUCAAACCAAGCUUGCUGUACAGUUAACCUGGAUUAAUCCGAAGGUUAUUUGUUGUGCUUGUUGACCAUUGUA
Oryza sativa Japonica Group (Japanese rice) is the source of this 5195-nucleotide messenger RNA. Its product is annotated as filament-like plant protein 4. NCBI's taxonomy places the organism in Eukaryota, Viridiplantae, Streptophyta, Magnoliopsida, Poales, Poaceae. The record is from RefSeq and is a predicted model, not a curated record.